UAUUUUAUGAAUGAUGAUGUGGGAUUAUACGUAUAAGCACUUGAUAUAUUGCUGGAUGAUUCUGCUCCUUGAGUGCAAGGUUAGUUCAGGCUUUUUCCAGGUUCUUGGUCCAGACUAUCCUCUUUCUGCUGUGAUUGGGGAGGACCUGGUUCUCCCCUGCUCCCUAAAGCCCAGUAUGAGUGCUGAGGAGGACACAACUGUGGAGUGGUUCAGGCUGAACCGUCAUAAACAGGGCUCUUUGGUGCACCUUUAUAAAGAAGGCAGGGUGCAAAAUGACAAGCAGAUCCAGGCCUACAAAGGUAGAACCUCUCUGUUUGAAGACAAGCUAAAGACAGGAAACACCUCAUUGAAACUCAGCAGCGUCCAGGUGUCAGAUGAUGGAGACUACAAAUGCUUCAUACAGAUCGGAUCACACUAUGACGAUGUCUUUGUUCAUGUUUUUGUAAGAGGUAUUGGACAAGCCCCCCUGAUCACUCCAGAGGGCAUCAGAAAGGAUGGCGGCUUCACUCUUGUGUGUGAGUCUGAAGGUUGGUGGCCUGAGCCGGUUCUGGAAUGGCUGGACCGCAAGGGACGACUAUUAACUGCAGAACCACCUGAGACAGUCCUGGGUCCAAAUGGCGUCAGAGUGAAACGACGGCUAGUUGCUUAUAAUGGGAAUCAAUAUGUGUGCAGACUCACACAACAAGAUGCAAGAGUUGCUUUUGAGAAACUUGUUGUGAUGGAGGCCACAUUUCAUAUUUCAGAUGGUGUUUUUACUCAGCCAUGGAAAAUCCCUUUUAUUGCAUCUUUAUCUUUUCUACUUUCUUGCUUUGUUUUGGGGCCGACAACUUACUACACGAGAAAGUCAUGGAGGAAGAAGAGCAGAAAAGCCCUGAGGGACAAACCAGCUGAACCAGCUGAAAUGGAGACAAGGAAUCCAGCAGACAUGGAAUGUGGAGAAGGCCCCAGGGCUAUAACAGCUGAAAAGGAUACAAAGUGCCGAGAAACCCUGGAACAGGGAGAAGGCUCCAGGGCCACACCAUCUGAAAAGGACACAACGUGCCAAGUAGCCAUGGAACAAGGAGAAGUUUCAGGUCUGGGGGACAGACCAGCUGAAAAGGAUACAAAGUGCCAAGCAGACGUGGAAUUUGACCAGGGGGACAAACCAACUGAGGAGGAUACAAAGAGCCAACCAGCCAUGGAAUGUGGAAAAGACCAGGGGGACAAACCAGCUGAGGAGGAUACAAAGAGCCAACCAGCCAUGGAAUGUGGAAAAGGGAGAAGGGAGAUAACAGGGGAAGGAACGACGGGCAGAGAAGAGAGGAGUUUUGCUGCAUCUGUUCGCAGUCAUCUGUCAAAUUCACUCAAUUCAGUGGUAUCCUGGUGUCAAGGAAAUCUACAAUCUUGAAUGCUUGUUUUUGAGUACUGUGUUUGUGACUCUCUUCCUAUACAUAUUCCUGUAUUCAUGCCAUGUGUAAAAAGGCAAAUGUUUUGUUGUUGUCUUCUCUUUGGAGAGAAGAGAGCAAGAGACAGAUAGACAGAGAGAGAUAGAAAGAGAGAGAGAGAGAGAGAGAAGAGAGGGCUGCAAGCGAACGCUGAGACACUGCCACUUCCACUGGCGCUGCUGCUUCCACCACCUCCUCCUCUCCCAUGCUAAUGCCACACUCAUUGUCAGGCACAGCGACAUGCUUGGAAAGUUCAAGUACAGAAGAUAACUUGUGGCAAUCUCAUGAGAGAUUGCAACUGUGUGGAUGGUAAUGCAGUCUCUUUUUAAUAACGUCUGUGGUGUAGUGCUUUAUAUAACAAGGAAACUGUUCAGACAAGAAACUUACAUUUGGGUCUCUACAUUAAAAAUGCCAAAUAAACCCUCAAAACCAAUAAAGUCCCAAUUCUAAGGGCAUGCAUAUAUGACCCAUCAUAUAUUUUUGCUUCUUUUGCGGGUGCAUCUGUUCGCAGUCAUCUGUCAAAUUCACUCAGUUCAGUGGUAUCCUGGUGUCAAGGAAAUCUACAAUCUUGAAUGCUUGUUUUUGGUUGGUUUUUUGUUGUUGGUUUUUUUGUACACAGAUGAUAACUGCUAAUUGUUCUGUUUGCACAAAUUGUAUAUCGUAUUAUAUGUGUCUAUACUGUACUGUGUUUGUGACUCUCUUCCUAUACAGUACAGUAUAUGCCUUUAUUCAUGCCUUGUGCUAAAAGGCAAAUGUUGUGUUGUUGUCUUCUCUUUUUAAUAACAUCUGUGGUGUAGUGCUUAUCUUUAUAUAACAAGGAAACUGUUCAGACAAGAAACUUACAUUUGGGUCUCUACAUUAAAAAUGCCAAAUAAACCCUCAAAACCAAUAAAGUCCCAAUUCUAAGGGCGGGCAUAUAUGACCCAUCAUAUAUUUUUGCUUCUUUUGCGGCUGCAUCUGUUCGCAGUCAUCUGUCAAAUCCACUCAGUUCAGUGGUAUCCUGGUGUCAAGGAAAUCUACAAUCUUGAAUGCUUGUUUUUGGUUGUUUUUUUGUUGUUUUUUUUUGUACACAGAUGAUAACUGCAAAUUGUUCUGUUUGCACAAAUUGUAUAUCGUAUUAUAUGUGUCUAUACUGUACUGUGUUUGUGACUCUCUUCCUAUACAGUACAGUAUAUGCCUUUAUUCAUGCCUUGUGCUAAAAGGCAAAUGUUGUGUUGUUGUCUUCUCUUUUUAAUAACAUCUGUGGUGUAGUGCUUAUCUUUAUAUAACAAGGAAACUGUUCAGACAAGAAACUUACAUUUGGGUCUCUACAUUAAAAAUGCCAAAUAAACCCUCAAAACCAAUAAAGUCCCAAUUCUAAGGGCGGGCAUAUAUGACCCAUCAUAUAUGUUUGCUUCUUUUGCGGCUGCAUCUGUUCGCAGUCAUCUGUCAAAUUCACUCAGUUCAGUGGUAUCCUGGUGUCAAGGAAAUCUACAAUCUUGAAUGCUUGUUUUUGGUUGGUUUUUUGUUGUUGUUUUUGUACACAGAUGAUAACUGCUAAUUGUUCUGUUUGCACAAAUUGUAUAUCGUAUUAUAUGUGUCUAUACUGUACUGUGUUUGUGACUCUCUUCCUAUACAGUACAGUAUAUGCCUUUAUUCAUGCCUUGUGCUAAAAGGCAAAUGUUUUGUUGUUGUCUUCUCUUUUUAAUAACAUCUGUGGUGUAGCCUAGUGCUUAUAUUUAUAUAACAAGGAAACUGUUCAGACAAGAAACUUACAUUUGGGUCUCUAAAGCCUCUACAAACACUCCAAUUACGAAAAACAAAACCAAGCAUAAAAAAUGCCAAAUAAACCCUCAAAGCUAGGGAAAUCUACAAUCUUGAAUGCAUGUUUUUGGUUGUUGUUUUUUUUUUGUGUGUGUAUACACAGAUAAUAACUGCAAAUUGUUCUGUUUGAACAUUGCACAAACAUAUUGUAUAUGUAAUACUGUACUGUGUUUGUGACUCUCUUCCUAUACAGUAUAUGCCAUAUGCUAUCAAAAUAUAUAUCAACAUAAAA
This is a messenger RNA of Sardina pilchardus (European sardine), 3459 nucleotides long. RefSeq names its product butyrophilin subfamily 3 member A2-like. Gene Ontology annotation, cellular component: external side of plasma membrane. Bases 11 to 1387 code for a protein of 458 amino acids. The record is from RefSeq and is a predicted model, not a curated record. The transcript has 12 exons. Gene Ontology annotation, biological process: T cell receptor signaling pathway; regulation of cytokine production. Gene Ontology annotation, molecular function: signaling receptor binding. Lineage: Eukaryota; Metazoa; Chordata; Actinopteri; Clupeiformes; Clupeidae.